GGAGGAGCUCUCUCCGGCCUGGGGCUCGACGCUGCCGGUUCCGUCGCCGUCGUCGAGAGAGAGAAGAGGAAGAGGCCGGCGGAAUAAGAGGCUGCCGGGGAGAGAUGACUUUUUUUUAUGAGCAACACCUGGGAGAGAUGACUUGCGAGAGAGAGGAGGGGGGAAUCCGACUCAUGAAGUCUGGACCAAUGGGAGAGCUGCAUUUUAAAGACUUGGAUUGAUGACGUGGCGUGUUUGUUUAACUGACUUCUAAUGCAUUUUAAUACAAGCAAAUGAGUUCAAAUGAAAAAGUUGUAAAGUACAAAGUUUUAGAUCUCGUCGAGCUCUACAACUUUGGUAUAGAACUUAUUUACAUCCAAAGCCAUUUAGAAGUUCUAAAAUUUAUAAUUUCAAAUUAGAUAACUUAUAAUGAGAUUUUGAAGUAUUAAACAAUCUCAAAUAUAAAAGUUGAAAAUACAAAAUUUUAUAUUUUGUCAAGUUGUACGACUUUAGUAUAAAGUUUCUUCAUAUGAGUUCAUAUAAAAAAGUUUGUGUUCAAAAAAUGCAUUCACUAACUCUCUCACAUACAAGCACACAUAUAAUUCUUGUGAGAUAUUUCGAUUUUGUAAACGUCGUUAUGACAAAAUGUGCUAAAUCUUCUCAACUUUUUAUCAUAGCCUCCACAUGUGAUGCCAUCAUAUCAUGACAAAUCUCAUAAUUUUCUGACUUUAUUUUCAUUUUUUAGAAUUUAAAAAUCAUUCGGACACAUGUUAGUUGUCAUAUUUCUUGAACAAGAUAUUCGAAAUUUCUUUUAAUUUCAUGAUAAGGCCUCAAACUGGGCUAAAUAACAUGAAUAUAAAUUUUCUACUCAUUGUAUUCCAUUAUUUGAAUCAAUUGCAUUUCAAAUUUGACUAUCUAUUUGAGGCAUUUAUUUGUAAUGUUUAUAGCCCAAUCAUGAUGGUGAAUUAUCUUCAUUAUAAAAUUAAACCAUCUACUUAUGUGCCACUUAAAUUGAGGCUUAAUAAUAAAGAAUUUUAUGACCCAUAAGUAUUAUCAAUUAUGUCAGCAAGUUUUACUCACAGGAAUUGAUAUGCCCGUAAGUUAAGCAUGAAGCUUAAGGCCCAUUUUUAGGAAAGAAUCAAAUAAUGACAUUUUUUAAUGGCCAAUUUUCUAAGAAAUUAAAUAAUGAACCAUAUUUAUUUGAUGCCAUUAAUACCUUUGUUUACAUUUGGAAAAUGUGCAUUCCAUAGAUAAGAUUAUUAAGGAAUCAUUUAUUAUAAUGUUUUGGGAUGUACAAAUUCUAAUAAUUAAGUGGCUCUAACUUAUAAAUAAUUUUAUCCCAAUUUGAAAUCAAUCCAACGAGAUAUUUAGAUUCAUAAUUAGAAUUUCAAUGGUAAUUCAUGGUUGUAUUCUGACCAAAGUUGUUUACAAUCAUGGAUUAUCAUGAUUUGAUUGAUUUAUUAAUAAAGAAUAUAUAUUAUUCUUAAGCAAGCAUACUUAGUGAGUCCAAUUUUGGACAUAAAUCUUAAAGCUAGCUUUUGAAUAUUUUCUUAAUUGAGCCACAAAUAAUGUUGAUAAAAAUACUAAAGUAAUAUAUGAGGACAAAUUGAGUUUAUUUUAAUAAGAUGUCCUCUGGUAAAUGCAUAUUUGCUUAAAAGAGUUUAGGCAUAUCAUGAUUAAUUGACUUGUGGCUACAUACUGACCAAAGUUGUUUGUAGUCAUAUGUCAUUCUCAACCCGAAGAUUAUGAAUUGAUUUUGUGACUCAGGGCUAUAUACUAACCGAAGUUGUUUAUGGUCAUGUGUCAUUAAGAUUGGCUGAGUUAUUAAGUUGCCAGCUCUAGAGCUAUUAUGGGCAUAAUCAUAAAUUAAGUUUCAUUAGACUAAGCUAAUGAUGAUAAUGUCAAUAAUGAUUAUGUUUCUAGAAAAUAAGAAAUCUCUUAUUAAGAAAAAUCAAAGAAGUGCCUUACUUAAUAAUUCAGCUAUGAGAAAUUAUGUUGAAAAGCACAUGGGUCAUUUCCAAUAAAGUUUCCGCUGCAGAAGGAAUAACACUCUGAUUAAGUGUGGCAUAUGUUCAUCAUUCUGGCCAAUGCUGAUUGAUGAAUGUGUGACUGCAAAAUUUUGUUAUUCCAGUUCAUCUUCUGGCCAAAGCUGAUUUUGAAUUGGAGUAAUAAAAGAAGUUUAUACACAUGAUAUUAAGUGUGGCUUGUACUUAUUCUUCUGGCCAAAGCUGAUGAAUAAGUACUUGUUCACAAAAUUUUGUUGUUUUUUUCCAUUUCUGGCCAAAGCUAACUUGGACUGGUUUAAUAGAAGAAGUUUGUGCUAAUGCUUGUUAAAGCAUCAAAUGCCUCAAAAAGAUUAAAUCUAAUGCGUGGCACUAAGUAACUAAAUGGAAGUAAUUAUACCUCAUGGAAUGAAUGUCCAUUCAUGGAUGCAAAAUCCAAUUUUGUGAAUUAUCGCUAUUGAUAAUAAGCAUUAGUUAAGAAUUACAAAAAUCAUUCUAAGCUUCAAUUAAGUCAUAAGUUCCUAAGAUUGUUUGAGAUACCACUAUCAAACGUGAAGUGGUUUUACCUGCACCUCAUUGUUUCUUAAGAUCAUAAAUAAGACGACACAUAUAAGUGUCAUAAGAAGUGUUGUUUCCAUUAGAAAAAUUUUAUAAUGAGAACAACGAUAAGAAACUAAUGAUUUUAUUGUUCAUCAAUGUCUAAUGGGAAUAUAUUAAGAUAAGUCACUUAUGGACAUAUAUCAGAAUUAGGGGGAGCAAUCCCUCAAUUCUAGAUAAAUAUAAGAAUUAGGGGGAGUAAUCCCCAAGAUAAGUUAUAUUAAAAAACAUAUUAUUAAAGAAUACAUUUGACAUUAAUGGUGAGUUAUUUCCUUCAUAUCAAUGAGGGUAAGAUAAUAUGAUAUGCCUCUGGACAUGAUUAAGUUCAAAGAAAUAAGACUAAGAUAAGGUAAUAAGAUGAGUCUCUAAAUAAGAAAAUUCUAAGUUUUAAGAAUUGUUUUUUUAUGAAAAGGAAGAUAAUGUUAUUAGAUUCUAUUAGUAUAAAAUUAUGUUUAUUCCCUAUGUAUACAUUGAAGAUACUCUUAUAUGUUAGAAUAGGGAUAAACAAAUAAAUAAAUAAAAGUUCUUCGAAAUAUGGUACUAUUGCAUAGUCCACAUUUCGAGGGGGAGAGUGGAACCUUUAUUAAGAAAAAUCCACCUCCUUAAAUCAGCUAAGAGUUACAUUUUUGAGAAAAAUAUUAGAUAAGUUUAUCAUGUGUUAGUUUCUUAUGUUUCACAUAAUUGACGAUGUUAUUCUUAUUAUGAACUAUAUGCCAUCUUUAGAACUGAAUACUAUUUCAGUAUCGUAUCUCACCACUAAUGUCGCUAAGUUGAGAAUUAGAUGGGAGCUCAAAAGCGAGGAAGAAUAAUAUUAAAAGAAAAUUGUCUAAGCUCACUUAUGAAAACUUGCUUUAUCCUUUGGUGCUUUUGUGCCCACAUGAAGAUUUUUUUUUAUCAAUCCCACUUAAGUGAAAAGGGAUUUAUUAUAUAAGAUAUAAAGAAUGGAUGACACUCGUUGCUCAUCAUUUGAAAAACUAUCGAGUCCAUAAGUGAUACAUAAGUAUAAUGAGAAAUAAGUUAUUAAGUUUUUAACAAUAGGGAUAUUGUAUAUAAGAUCCAGAAUUUUUUUAUCUGGAUAUUAAGAUUAUUUUGGUGAUAUCUCUUAAGUUUUGAAUGAUGAUAUUCAUUAAUAUAAAGGUCUAGAAAAUGGGUUGAUUUCCAUUAAGGACAAUAAGUUUGCUUAUGUUGUAGCAGACAUAAGCAUUACGUGUUUAAUUAAGUUAUAAGUUGCCCUAAAUAUUAUUAAAGAACCGGGAUAUUUGGGAAAUUAAGUCUAGGACUGGACCCCUGGCAAAUCACUAAGAAUACUUCGUCUUAUUAGCAUAAGUGCGAAAGGUGUUGUGAUACAUGCCCACAAAUAAGAAGUCCAAUGUUUUGGACAAUUAUGCUACAAAAAGUGUUGAUACUAAGAAAUUCCACAUAGAGUAUUAUCAACACUCUUGUGGGAGAAGUUAUAUAUGGAAAGCUUCAACCAAUACUUUACCUAAAAGCAUCUUUAAAAGAUGCAAGUUAAAUUGUGACAUGUUCUGAUCUAUACAUCGUUAAAUAUGGAUUUGUGUCCCUGAUCCAUAUCAUGUUAAAGAUAAGAAAUUGCCUUAAGCAAUUUAUCCUGGAAACUGUUAAAUGAAAGAGUGCAAUUUUGGAUCAAGUAACAUGUCAAGACCUAAGACAUUGUGAAAGAUCGAAUCUAGAAUCAAAUAUAUAUGUAUAUUUUCAAGGCCUAAACAAACAAAGUUUAAGAUUAAGUGAUGCUUGACAAAUUAAGUAUGGUAUAAGUGUUGAGCAUCAAAUAAGUUUUAAGAUUAUGGUGCUUAAUAUGUAAGAGUUAUAUAAGUUCUAAAGAUUGAGCAUCAUGUUAAGAGGCUUGCCUGGUAUAUAUUUUGCCGGCAUAAGAAAUAAAAGGCAGCCAAUUGCUAAGAGACAAGUUGUGGUUCUGGAAAUAUGUUGGUUCUCUUCCUCUUUUAAAAGUGCAUGCACAUAAGAAUAAAUAUAUGAUGAUAAAUAUAUAUGUUUAAUACAUAUAAAGGAAAACCAACUGCACUCAGGGACUAUAAUAACCCCUUCUCCCCAUAAGCCUAAGAGGAAUCAUUUUGAUUUUGAACGGGAACCAUAGUCACUUAGUCCUGUGGUACUUAAUUGACUGCAGUGAUUGAUUGAUUUGGUGUACCGUCUUUUGAUAAAUGUGUCCAUAAGUUUUGAAUAAGAAUAAGCAAUAAAUUUUGGAGCUCCUAAGUUAAAGAAGUUCAUUUGAUAUGAGGUGGCCUACUAUAACAACUGGAUUCAAUGGUACGUAUAUGAUUCACCAUUGUAAUGCUUUUGCUUUGGUGCGUCAUUUCAUUGAAAAGUGAACUUAUAAGUUUAGUCUGACGAUCAAGGGGGAGAAUGUUAGUGUAAAUAAUGUGAACAAAUGUGAAUGUGAUCUGUCACCCUAAACUAGCUGACAAAGCAACCAAUUUUAACCUUGAUUGGAGGUCAAAUACUUUAGAACACACUAAAGGGGAUGUCCCCCCAGUGUGCAGUGCCUAUAAAUAAAGGGGUAGCCCCUUAGGGCAAAAGAGUGAGAUGAUGAAAAGGCUCCUGUGUGAGUGUGCUCUGACCCUAAGGCUCUGCCCACCAAGAAUGCCCAAUCAACGUGGUGUUGUGAACACUGGGAAGGACUUCCCAAGGCCCUAACCGGCUAGAUCAAGGAGGAGAAGAAGAUGGGAGCUCAAGAUCAAGGUAUGAGACCUAAUCCGAGCUCCUUGAUGGUGGUUCUAUUUUGAGCUAAGAUCCUAGAAGUCCUAACAGCCCCCUCGCGGAUCUGUGCCGCCGCCCCUGCAGGCCCCCAAUGCAAGCAGCGCGUCAGGCCCCCAAUGCUCACUCCCUCUCUGCAUUUCCUCCCUCUCUCGCUUUUUACUCCCUAAAAGCUGCGUACUGUAUGUGUUGCUCCUGGAUGAAUGAGUGUAUUAUUGGCUGCUAAAUUGCACGUUUUGCUAUAUAGAUGCUGCACACAUUUUUUUUCUUCUUUGAGGUACUUGUUGCUAGAACAAAUUUUUGAAUAUAAUUAUGUAGUCAAGAUACUCAAAAAAUAUGAGAAUUAUUGAAUUAUUCUUUUAUUUAGUAAAAAAUGAGGUAUCAUCAGCCUCAGGAGUAUUUCAGACAUUUUACCACUCAAUUCAGAGAAUCGACUUAAAAUAAUUAGGAUUGUCAAACACCCAACUUGUCCAAACAAUCGAUUCUCCAGACAGCUGGUUUAUCUAAUCUUGAUUCUCAGAGAAGUAAUAUUCAGAAAAGCGGAAACAAGGCCGCCGUCGGCUUCAGUUCAGCAGUCGCCGGUCUUCCAGUGAUGGGUCGCAUGCAUGGGCGAAGGAUCCUACCGGUCCGUAGCCCCGUAUAGGUUUCCGUCUCGUUGAAACCGCGCGAAUGAUUUUGUCCGAUCCUUGUCCGGGCACGGCGGCGUCGCUGCUGCCACUGCUUGUCCGCUUUCAGCUCCAUUCUCUAGCUAGCUGACCGGUCCACGGGCCUAUGAUUGGGGUGGGUGCUCAUGUCCACGUCGCGGCGGUGGCGGGGCUCCGUUCCCACUCCGGCAACCCGGCAAUCAUGCAUGAGCCGGCCAGGCCAGUUAGGGCCUGGGUGCUCGUCGAUCGGGUACGGCGAGGCGGAGGAGCUGGGGCCUUUCUUGGUGCAGAAGGGCAAGCCGGAGCUCAAAUGGAACAACUACUCCUGGAACACAGAGGCCAACCUGAUGUUCCUGGAGUCCCCGGUGGGCGUCGGCUUCUCCUACACCAACACGAGCUCCGACCUGCUGAAGCUUGGCGACAAGAUCACCGCUGAUGACGCUUACGUGUUCCUGCUCAACUGGUUCAAGAGGUUCCCGCAGUACAAGUCCCACGACUUCUACAUCGCCGGCGAGAGCUACGCCGGGCACUACGUCCCGCAGCUGUCGGAGAAGAUCUUCGACGGCAACCGGGCGGGCCCCAAGGAGAGCUACAUCAACUUCAAGGGCCUCAUGGUCGGGAACGCGCUCAUGGACGACGAGACGGACCAGACGGGCAUGAUCGACUACGCCUGGGACCACGCCGUCAUCUCCGACCGGGUGUACGCCGACGUCAAGGCCCGCUGCAACUUCAGCAUGGCGAACGUCACGGACGCCUGCAACGCCGCGCUCCAGGAGUACUUCGCCGUGUACCACCUCAUCGACAUGUACAGCCUCUACACCCCCGUCUGCACCGACGGCUCCGUCUCGCCCGCCGCCGCGCGCGGCGGCCACCGGAAGGUCGCCGUCCAUGGCGCCGCCCCCGGGAUCUUCUCCAAAUAUCACGGGUGGAUCAUGAAGCCAGCGGGCUACGACCCCUGCACGGCGGAGGACGCGGAGGUCUACUUCAACCGGCCCGACGUCCAGGCGGCGCUGCACGCGAACGUGACCAAGAUCGGCUACAACUGGACGCACUGCAGCGACGUGAUCCCCACUUGGAACGACGCCGCCUUCUCCACCCUCCCCAUCAUCCGCAAGCUCAUCACCGGCGGCCUCAGGGUCUGGGUCUUCAGCGGCGACACCGACGGGAGGAUCCCUGUAACGGCGACGAGGCUCACCCUCAACAAGCUCGGGCUCAAGACCGUCCAGGAGUGGACGCCGUGGUACGACCACCUGCAGGUUGGCGGAUGGACGAUCGUGUACGAGGGCCUGACGUUCGUGACCAUCCGCGGCGCCGGGCACGAGGUGCCUAUGCACGCGCCGCGCCAGGCGCUGACGCUCUUCAGCAAUUUCCUGGCCGGCACCAAGAUGCCCCCAACGGCGUACCCCUAGUGGCCGCCCGUCGGCGGGCGCCCGGGAACGCCAGCUUGAUCUAAAGUUUUUCCAUUUUCGUUUCUCCCAAAGAUGCAAGUGUAAUUCGAUUGGGAAAAAAAUCAGGAAUAAAAGUCAUAUAGUGCUGAUCUCAUUA
Messenger RNA from Panicum virgatum (switchgrass), 7501 nucleotides. Its product is annotated as serine carboxypeptidase-like 34. Bases 6103 to 7365 code for a protein of 420 amino acids. The record is from RefSeq and is a predicted model, not a curated record. Lineage: Eukaryota; Viridiplantae; Streptophyta; Magnoliopsida; Poales; Poaceae. Gene Ontology annotation, molecular function: serine-type carboxypeptidase activity. Gene Ontology annotation, cellular component: vacuole. The transcript is spliced from 8 exons. Gene Ontology annotation, biological process: proteolysis.